Brugia malayi is the source of this 1677-nucleotide messenger RNA. RefSeq lists its product as uncharacterized. Gene Ontology annotation, cellular component: membrane. The record is from RefSeq and is a predicted model, not a curated record. Gene Ontology annotation, molecular function: transmembrane transporter activity. The transcript is spliced from 12 exons. Gene Ontology annotation, biological process: transmembrane transport. Lineage: Eukaryota; Metazoa; Nematoda; Chromadorea; Rhabditida; Onchocercidae. The coding region runs from base 1 to 1677 and encodes 558 amino acids.
AUGGAAGAUGAAUCUGUAGAGAAAGAUGUGAAGGAAAUACCGGUGAAUAUCAUUGAAGUAACACGUAAGAGACGUUUUUACAAAGCGAAUGAAAAUCCUCCAGUUACACUUGCAUUACUUUUUGCGUUACAGCAAGUAAUGGUAUGUGUAAGCGCUCUUUUAACAAUUCCAUUCAUUUUAUCAAAUGAGCUUUGUGCUGGUCGCGAUGUAUACACAUUACGAGUUCUGCUUAUUUCAUCAACAUUUGUCGUCAGUGGCAUAUCUACCAUCAUUCAGACAAUCUUUGGGACAAGGUUAGCGCUUCUACAAGGCACAGCAUUUGCAUAUAUUCCAUCAAUUCAAGUGUUUAUGCAGUUACCUGAAUAUAAAUGUACUUUUACGGAUGAUGAUGUUGUGACUGCUUCUAUUUAUCAGGAUAAACUUGCUAUUAUUCAAGGAUGUUUAAUGGCAUCGUCCCUAGUACCAAUGAUAAUUGGUGUGACGGGUAUAGUUGGCAUAUUAACAAAAUUUAUUGGACCAAUUACUGUUUCACCACUUAUGUUACUGCUCGUGCUCAGCGCGGUUGAUCUAUGCGUUGAACGGAUUUCUAAGCAUUGGGUUGCUGUGAUACAAGCAGCAGCUUUGUUUGCUACAAUUUUGUAUCUGGCGGAUUGGAAAGUGCCUACACUUAGCUAUAAAAAUAAUCGUUUUGCCAUCGUUCGGACCAACAUUUUCGGUCAAUAUCCGUAUUUGAUCGCUAUAUUAACUUCCUGGGGUUUUUGCCUGUUUCUUACGUUGACAGAUUUAACGGCACCUGAUAGUGCUGCUCGACUGGAUAAAAACGAGACACUUGCCGUAAUUAAGCGUGCCGAAUGGUUCCGAUUUCCAUACCCUGUAGGUGUCCCACAAUUUCAUACUGGACUUUUUUGUGCAUUCGUUAUUUCGGCACUAACAUCAGUCUUCGAAUCGGUCGGUGAUUAUCAUGCAGCGGCACGGGUAUCCGAAGAACGUUCGCCACCGUCACAUGCAAUCAAUCGUGGUAUUCUGGCUGAAGGUUGUGGUUCCUUGUUAGCUGGUUUACUUGGCCCAGGUGUUGGUAUGACAACUCAUACGGAGAAUAUUGGUGUCAUUGGUGUCACUCGAGUAGCAAGUCGAUUUACAAUGGUAUUAGCUGGAGUGAUACUCAUUUUGCUAGGCGUUUUUACAAAAGUUGGAGCUCUAUUGUCAACGAUCCCGGAUCCACUGGUUGGUGGUAUUUUGGCUAGCAGUAUGGCAAUGGUUGGUGGUGUAGCAAUAGCCAAUAUCCAGCAGGUUGAUUUGAAAUGUACAAGGAACAUAGCUGUAUUAGGAUUCUCGAUAAUGGUUGGAAUGAUUGUACCAAGCUAUUUCCGAGAGAAUCCUAUCAGUACAGGGGUAGCUGUGAUUGAUCAAGUGCUCACAGUUCUUCUUACAUUACCGAUGUUCGUUGGCGCAUUUGUCGCAUGCGUUCUUGAUAAUACCGUCUCAGGUGCGACUCGCGAGCAACGUGGUUUACGUUCACGUGGUUUGGCGUAUGAUCUGGGCGAGAGUAAUUACGACGUAUACUCAUUCCCGGUUUGCAUGAUGAAAGUGAUCGAAAAAGCUUCUUAUCUGAAAGUGUUGCCGUUCAUACCAAAAGAAAAAAAAAUCACCAAUCGUGUGAAUGACUCAUUGCCGUGA